Molecule: messenger RNA, 731 nt
Organism: Mya arenaria
Lineage: Eukaryota; Metazoa; Mollusca; Bivalvia; Myida; Myidae
Product: complement C1q tumor necrosis factor-related protein 3-like
Exons: 3
Coding region: 9-527 (172 amino acids)
Molecular function (GO): protein binding
Source: RefSeq, a predicted model, not a curated record
CUCCCACGAUGCUCAAGUCUCUAAUAUUGGUGUGUGUGGCGCUUGCAGCCGGCUCCUGGGCGCGCAAUGUUGACGAGUGGGAAGCACUGAUGCUGCCUUCAGAAUCAGCACCGACGUGUCAUUGUGGGACCCCUGCUUUCUACGCGUAUCUAGGCGGGGACGUCAGCCUCAACGCACAUGCCGUCAUUAUGUUCAACGUUGAGGAAACGGACACCAGUAACAGCUACAACAUACUCAACGGGCGCUUCACCGCUCCCGUUAGCGGCGUCUACGUCUUUUCUUUUACAAUAUACUCCAGCCUUAAAUCUUACGUCGGCGCCGAGUUAAUAGUUAAUGACGUCAUCAAGGGUGAAGCGUUUGCGGACUCGGAAGAGAUCAACGACACGCACUCCGCUAGCGCAACGAUCGUUGUCCAGAUGACCGCCGGGCAGCAAGCGUAUGUCCGCCGGGGAUUGAACAGCCAGUCGGGUAUGUGGAGCCACGCAUCCCGCGGACGUUCAUCGUUUUCCGGUUGGCUUCUUCGCUAAAAGAAGAGGCGCAUGGUAGAGUGACGUCAUGAACGGAGAGAGGCGGGCUACAGCUUUAGCAACAACCGAACGUUGUUACGAAAAGAACUACUCUGAACAAAUGUGUUAAAACAUGAUGCCGUUUGCUGCGCAGUCAAGAGAUGAUGAACUUAUUAGGGUAACUCGGCACCUAUAUUAUGUAACAUAUAAUAAAACAACAUAUAA